This is a messenger RNA of Indicator indicator, 1512 nucleotides long. RefSeq names its product protein phosphatase 6 catalytic subunit (gene PPP6C). Bases 1 to 918 code for a protein of 305 amino acids. Gene Ontology annotation, cellular component: cytoplasm. The transcript has 7 exons. Lineage: Eukaryota; Metazoa; Chordata; Aves; Piciformes; Indicatoridae. Gene Ontology annotation, biological process: peptidyl-serine dephosphorylation; G1/S transition of mitotic cell cycle. The record is from RefSeq and is a predicted model, not a curated record. Gene Ontology annotation, molecular function: protein serine/threonine phosphatase activity.
AUGGCGCCGCUGGACCUGGACAAGUACGUGGAGAUCGCGCGGCUCUGCAAGUACCUGCCCGAGAACGACCUCAAGCGCCUCUGCGACUAUGUGUGCGACCUGCUGCUGGAGGAGUCUAACGUUCAGCCCGUCUCCACGCCCGUCACCGUCUGCGGAGACAUCCACGGGCAGUUUUAUGACUUGUGCGAGCUGUUCAGGACCGGUGGUCAGGUCCCUGACACCAACUACAUUUUCAUGGGUGACUUUGUAGAUAGAGGUUAUUAUAGUCUUGAGACUUUCACUUACCUUCUUGCACUAAAAGCUAAGUGGCCUGAUCGUAUCACACUGUUAAGAGGCAAUCAUGAGAGCAGGCAGAUAACACAAGUGUAUGGAUUUUAUGAUGAGUGCCAAACCAAAUAUGGAAAUGCUAAUGCUUGGAGAUACUGCACCAAAGUCUUCGACAUGCUCACAAUAGCAGCUCUAAUAGAUGAGCAGAUUCUCUGUGUGCAUGGUGGCCUCUCUCCAGACAUCAAGACGUUGGAUCAGAUUCGAACCAUUGAACGUAAUCAAGAGAUCCCCCACAAAGGAGCCUUCUGUGACCUCGUUUGGUCUGAUCCAGAAGAUGUUGACACCUGGGCCAUCAGCCCACGUGGAGCAGGCUGGCUUUUCGGCGCCAAGGUGACGAAUGAGUUUGUUCACAUCAACAACUUGAAACUCAUCUGCAGAGCUCACCAGCUAGUUCAUGAAGGCUAUAAAUUCAUGUUUGAUGAGAAAUUGGUAACGGUAUGGUCUGCUCCCAAUUACUGCUACCGCUGUGGAAAUAUUGCAUCCAUCAUGGUCUUUAAAGACGUAAAUACAAGAGAACCAAAGUUAUUCCGCGCAGUUCCAGACUCAGAACGUGUAAUUCCACCUAGGACAACCACGCCGUACUUCCUCUGAGCCCUUCCUCGCCUAUUGUCUCCCUCUUCCCUUGUACUGUCCCUUUACAAUAUACUUUUUAUUGAGCACUUUGCUGCUGAAAUGCUGCCUCUUGCCUUUUUUAUUUUUAAAUUAUCUAAAUUUAUUGUGUAUUAUGGUGUCUGUAGCAAGUUUCAUUCCCCUUCCCUCCCCCCUAGAUUAAUCUCAAAGAGUAUUUGUAAUAUGUCCUUGAAAUUUAUACUACUGCAUGUAGUUCUUAUGUAUCUCUGGGUUUAGAUGACACAUUCUCCUUUUACCGAUCGUGACUCCCGGGAAGCAGCUCGGUCCCAGUGUUAUUGUUCAGCUUUUUUUGUUUGGUGAGUUUUAAAAGAGAUUUCAGCAGCAAAGUCCCCGUGGCGGGACUGUGACCGCCUUGUGUCGCAUGCGUGUCGAGCAGGGCCACCCUCACAGCGUGUUUUAAGUGGAUACUAAUAAAGUGGUCAGAAGGGCUGUUCCCCCUACACCUCCCCUCUCCUCCUUCUCGCCCCCCACCCUGUUUUUUUCCUUUUGAUUUCUUAGGAUUCCAGUUCAGACACACGAACCUGCUACAGCGACUGAAUUUGUACAUUAAAAUAA